Saccostrea cuccullata (small rock oyster) is the source of this 1862-nucleotide messenger RNA. RefSeq lists its product as uncharacterized. Gene Ontology annotation, biological process: protein dephosphorylation. The annotation marks the transcript as partial. NCBI's taxonomy places the organism in Eukaryota, Metazoa, Mollusca, Bivalvia, Ostreida, Ostreidae. The record is from RefSeq and is a predicted model, not a curated record. The transcript is spliced from 13 exons. Gene Ontology annotation, molecular function: protein tyrosine phosphatase activity.
AUUUUAUCGGAGGAAUUUUUUUCGAGUCGUUCAAAUAUUUUGAACUGAUGCAUGUAGAUAGAUAAAUUUAAAUGAUGCUUUCAGUGUUUAAGCUCUUCAUUCUAUGGAUUAACUGCUGUGUUACUUUACUUUUCGUAAAUUUCAUAAAAGUUGAAUCUCAAAGAUGUGAAGCACAACAGUCUUCUACAAAUGGUUCAUUUCUUGCAAAUAACGCUUGUGAUGACGACAUGGAGACGUAUUCUUUAACCGGGGAUGACGCAAACCAGAUAUGGUCAAUGGCACUUGAAAGGGCUCGUAAAAUCUUUUGGAUUUUCCUUAGCAUUAGUUGUGGAAGUUAUGAUAUCCAUGUACAACUAAACACAUCUAAAAUUCAAACUUGUAAUCAUAUCGAGCGAAUGUGCAAUGUAACCAGUGAGGCUGAAAUUGUAACUUGCAACUCUUCUGGAAACAUGUUUGGAAACAAAAUCAUCAUAAAGAAAUUAGAUUACGGUGUUCUGCAAAUUAGAGAAGUCAAAUCAAUAGAUUUUUCCACCUUGCAAGAGGUUGCAGUAAAAAAGCAGUCUAUUGUUCUCAAGGGGAAGGAUGCUUUUGAUGGCAAUCUAGAUUCCUACAUUGUAACAAAGGAAAAUAUUAAUGCAAAAUGGUAUAUGAGUAUGGAAAAAACGUAUGGUAUAAAAUGGAUACUUAUUUCCAUUCGAGGAGGGAAUUACGAGUUGCACAUAACAGCUGAGAAUCAGACCCUUCCCGAUGAAUUGACUCUUUGCCGAGUCUUUAAUUUACUUAACCCAACUAAAGCAUAUCAGAAUAUCAUAGAAUGUGAAAGACAAAUGACAGGAAACUCAAUCAUAAUAAAAAGGACAGAUGAAGGGCCAAUUAGACUGUUUGAAGUACAUCCAAUAGUUUGUCCCGCUUACCAUUAUGGAAUAAAUUGUGCUAAAUGCAGAAAGGCGUGCGUUUCCUGUCAUCCUGUAUCAGGUGUAUGUAAUCAUUGCUUUGGACCUUUCUUUGGUGACCUUUGUCAGUAUCAAUGUCCAACAACGUGCCUGAAAACAUGUGACCAAGAGACCGGAAGUUGUGACAGCUGUAUUGAUGGACAUGGUGGAAAAUACUGUGAACUUCAAAUGUCUACAGAUUACAAAAAAACUGAAGCAAAUUCCGAGCAGAACAAGUCUAGUACUGUUGUGAUAGAAGAACUACAUGUAAGAGAUAGAGAUGAUAAAGAAGAUUCAAUUCAAUUCCCAAUCCUCCUGGUGGCUCUGAGUGCAUUGGUUCUUUUAUUACUCCUGGUUAUCAUUUUUCUCUUCGUAUCAAAGCGGAAAAAAGAAAAGAUUAACAUAGAAGGGGAAAGUGUUUUAGCCAUCAAUCUUCAGAGAUCAGAGUCGAGAAAUGAGUCGGAUCUAGAGGAGAUUCCUCAAAACGAGGCUAAUUAUGUAGAAGAGGAAGUCGUGGUCGUCGAGUACAGUAAUCUGACGUCACAGAGGGUCUCUUUAGAUCAAUUUAUAAGAGAAAUACCAGACAAAAAGAGCAGUGGUAUACUAGAGAAAGAAUAUGAUGACCUUCCGAACGGAUUAUUGGAAUCUUAUUCGGACGCACUUAAAGCUUUGAACAGGAAGGGGAACCGAUACAAAGGAAUCUAUCCCUAUGACCAUAAUCGUGUAAAGUUGGUCAGAGACAGAACAGAAGAGAAUGAAGACAAUGAUUUUUUUAAUGCUUCGUACAUUUAUGGUUUCAACAAGGAACAAGCCUACAUAGCUGCACAAGGUCCUUUCAAUCCUAAGACAUUAGAGGAUUUCUGGACAGUGAUAUGGCAAAACAACUCAACACGAAUCAUUAUGUUAACAAGUCUGUACGAAGGCGAUAAG